UAAAUCACUAGCAGAUAAAUGUAACUUCUUAUAUCGUAUUUUUUUCCUCCGUGAGACGUCAUAUACAAGUUUUGUUCAUUUUAUUACACAUGAGUGUAAUUAGGAAGGGAGGGAGGAUGGGAUUAAAAUAAAGGAAUGAAGUAUCUCAGGUGUUGACACGUUGUCAGGAGGAUACUGUGGCAGACCUCAGCAAAGUGGGUUAUAAUGUCGUUUUCUGUAAGAAUGUAUCAAUAUGCCAAGUGAACAGACCUUGUAAAUGUAAGUUAUGUUGCCAUGAAAGUCGACAAGCAUAUUUAUUAAUAUUCUUCAGAAGACCAAGGACAUGAGAAAUUGGAAUUUUCUACAUUUAUGGUCAUGGCUGCUGUCUCACGUUCGUUAUUCUCGGGUCAACCUUGUGGAUGACCUCAAGCAUCAGUCACCUCCAAACUUACAGCAGAAAGAUGAUGAAAAUAUGGGACAUAGUAAUUCUCCAGACUUAAGAUUUGGAAAGCGCCACGUCCUCAUCAUUUUAUUAUUUUUGGGAUUUGCUGGCGUUUAUGCCAUGCGAGUUAACUUGUCUGUGGCCAUUGUUGCAAUGGUUAAAUCUCAUCCCCACAGUCAAAAGCAAAUCGUUAGAGUUGAUGAUACAUGUCCAGUGUCUGUGUCACAGAAAAGACAGGCAAUGUCUUCCGAAAUUAAAGGAGAAUUUGACUGGGAUGAAAAAACCCAGGGGAUGAUCCUUGGGAGUUUCUUUUAUGGCUACCUCUUAACAAACUACCUUGGUGGAAGACUGGCCGAGAGAUUGGGAGGACGGCUUAUUUUCGGUGCAGGGGUGACACUUACUGGGCUUCUCACUGUCAUCUCACCAAUGGCAGCCAGACAUUCCUCUACUGCAUUUGUUAUCAUAAGAAUUCUAGAAGGAAUGACUGAGGGUGUGACAUUCCCAGCCAUGAAUGUGAUGAUGUCAUAUUGGAUUCCACCUCAGGAGCGGGCACGUUCCUUAGCUCGUAUUGUUGGAGGCUGUCAAAUUGGAACCGUGGUAACACUGUCAAUAAGUGGAUGGCUGACUCAAACAGAAUGGGGAUGGCCAUCAGUCUUCAUAAUAUUUGGGCUGUAUGGCCUUGCCUGGGGCUGUUUCUGGUUCAUGUAUGCUUAUGAUUCUCCAGAUCUGCACCCUACCAUCUCCACUACUGAAAAACUUUACAUUAAGCAUGGUACUGGUGAUCACAGGAAAAAUGAGAGGCUGGAUGUACCAUGGCAAUCCAUUUUCACAUCAACUCCAUUCUUGGUGGUAAUUGCGGCUCAUGUUGGUCAAAACUGGGGUUUCUACUGCAUACUGACAGAGCUUCCCACGUAUCUCAAGAAUAUCCAACAUUUUGACAUGAAGCAGAAUGGUAUAUUAUCAGCAAUGCCAUAUUUGGUCAUGUGGCUGUUUAGUCUGGUGUAUUCUACCUACAUGGAUCAUCUUCUUGAGAAAGGAAUUCUCUCUACCAAGCAAAUUCGACAACUUUCAACAGUUAUUGCCACUUACAUUCCCAUGAUAUCAUUGCUACUUAUUCCCUGGGCGGGCUGUGAUGGUCAUCUGGUUGUAGUAUUAAUUUGCAUCGCUGUUGGAACCACCGGAGCCUCAUUCUGUGGGAUGCACUGUGCAUUUCAGGAACUUGCACCUAACUUCUCGGGUACAUUGACUGGCAUAUCCAACACUAUGGCUACAAUUCCUGGGUUCUUAGCUCCUGCUGUGACUGGAGCCAUCAUCAACAAUCAGCAAACACUGAAUCAGUGGAAGAAAGUGUUUCAGUUGGUGUCUCUUGUAUAUCUGAUACUUUGCUCCCUCUACCUCAUCUUCUUGUCAGUGGAGGUUCAGCCUUGGAAUGAAGGCAACACUGAGAAACGAAAACGACCCUUAAAGGAGAUUGUUGAACUGAAAUCUGUUUGAGAGUGCAAUACUGUACUUCUUAAUUACUGUGGUAUUAUCUAGUCUAGUACAUAAUACUGGAUUUUGCAUACUAUAAAUUGCUAUUUUAAUAUCUAUAUUUAUUAUGUAAUUGGUCAUCCUACCUUGGUGUGAUAUGGCCAGUUUGUUGACAAAAAAAAUAGUAUAAAUUGGUAUUACAGCAUAAUAAUUUAUAAAUUACUUUUAAGGUAUUUUCUUCACCAUGGUAAACUUUUUUUGCCCAGAGAUAUACUUAACAAUAGUGGACAGCAGCCACCCAGGGAGGUACUGCUGUUCUGCUAAAUGAAUGUGAAACAGAAACCUUUAAUUGUUUUACAUGAUGGUAAAAGUAGGUCUUAGACAGGGAUGUGUAAUGUCACCAUGGUUGUUUAAUAUAUUUAUAGAUGGGGUUGUAAAAGAAGUAAAUGCUAGGGUGUUCGGGAGAGGGGUGGGAUUAAAUUAUGGGGAAUCAAAUUCAAAAUGGGAAUUGACACAGUUACUUUUUGCAGAUGAUACUGUGCUUAUGAGAGAUUCUAAAGAAAAAUUGCAAAGGUUAGUGGAUGAGUUUGAGAAUGUGUGUAAAGGUAGAAAGUUGAAAGUAAACAUAGAAAAGAGUAAGGUGAUGAGGGUAUCAAAUGAUUUAGAUAAAGAAAAAUUGGAUAUCAAAUUGGGGAGGAGGAGUAUGGAAGAAGUGAAUGUUUUCAGAUACUUGGGAGUUGACGUGUCAGCGGAUGGAUUUAUGAAGGAUGAGGUUAAUCAUAGAAUUGAUGAGGGAAAAAAGGUGAGUGGUGCGUUGAGGUAUAUGUGGAGUCAAAAAACGUUAUCUAUGGAGGCAAAGAAGGGAAUGUAUGAAAGUAUAGUAGUACCAACACUCUUAUAUGGAUGUGAAGCUUGGGUGGUAAAUGCAGCAGCGAGGAGACGGUUGGAGGCAGUGGAGAUGUCCUGUCUAAGGGCAAUGUGUGGUGUAAAUAUUAUGCAGAAAAUUCGGAGUGUGGAAAUUAGGAGAAGGUGUGGAGUUAAUAAAAGCAUUAGUCAGAGGGCAGAAGAGGGGUUGUUGAGGUGGUUUGGUCAUUUAGAGAGAAUGGAUCAAAGUGAAUGACAUGGAAAGCAUAUAAAUCUAUAGGGAAAGGAAAGAGGGGUAGGGGUCGUCCUCGAAAGGGUUGGAAAGAGGGGGUAAAGGAGGUUUUGUGGGCGAGGGGCUUGGACUUCUAGCAAGCGUGCAUGAGCGUGUUAGAUAGGAGUGAAUGGAGACAAAUGAUACUUGGGACCUGACGAUCUGUUGGAGUGUGAGCAGGGUAAUAUUUAGUGAAGGGAUUCAGGGAAACCGGUUAUUUUCAUAUAGUCGGACUUGAGUCCUGGAAAUGGGAAGUACAAUGCCUGCACUUUAAAGGAGGGGUUUGGAAUAUUGGCAGUUUGGAGGGAUAUGUUGUGUAUCUUUAUACGUAUAUGCUUCUAAACUGUUGUAUUCUGAGCACCUCUGCAAAAGCAGUGAUAAUGUGUGAGUGUGGUGAAAGUGUUGAAUGAUGAUGAAAGUAUUUUCUUUUUGGGGAUUUUCUUUUCUUUUUUUGGGUCACCCUGCCUCGGUGGGAGACGACCGACUUGUUGAAAAAAAAAAAAAAUGACUGCUAGUAUUUUCUUUCUCUCACAAACACGUGGAAUAACAGGUAUAUCUUGCUACUUCUACUUACACUCGGGUCACACUACACAUGCAUGGACACGCAUAUAUAUUUACACACCCAUCUAGGUUUUCUUCUAUUUUCUUAAUAGUUCUUGUUCUUCUUUAUUUCCUCUUACUUCCAUGGGACAGUGGAACAGAAUUCUUCCUCCGUAAGCCAUGCAUGUUGUAAGCGUCGACUAAAAUGCUAGGAGCAAGGGGCUACUAACCCCUUCUCUGUAUAAGUGACUAAAUUUAAAUUUACAAAGAAAAACUUUUGUGUUUGUUAUUAGGUCACCCUGCCUCAGUGGGAUACAGCCAGUUUGUUGAAAAAAAAAUGUACACACACACACAUACACCCAACUGACUUUUCUUCUAUAUUCUUAAUAGUUCUUGUUCUUAUUUAUUUCCUUUCAUCUCCAUGGGGAAGUGGAAAAGAAUCUUUCUUCUGUAGGUCAUGCAUGUCGUACGAGGCAACUAAAAUGCCAAGAGCAAAGUGCUAGUAACCCUUACUCCUGUAUAAAUUACUGUAUGUAAAAGAAGAUAAAUUUUAUAGUUUUCUUCUGUUUUGAUAGGAGACAGCUGGUGCAGUAUAUUGAAGAAAAUAAUACAUGAGAUAAAAAGCGCUUAGAUAAUUUUCAACAAAAUAUUAAUCUAUCAUUUUAUCAUUAUGCAUAUUUCAUUAUACGAAAAUUGCAAGAAGGGGGCUGGAGGCAGUGGAGAUGUCAUGUCUAAGGGCAAUGUGUGGUGUAAAUAUGUAUUAUGCAGAGAAUUUAUAGUGUGAAAAUUAGGAGGUGUGGAGUUACUAAAAGUAUUAUUCAAAGGGGUUGUUGAGGUGGUUUGGUCAUUUAGAGAGGAUGGAGCACAGUAGGAUGACUUGGAGGGUUGUAUAAAUCUGUAAUGGAGGGGAAGAACGAGUAGGGGUCGUCCUAGGAAAGGAUGGAGGGAGGAGGUAAAAGAGGUUUUAUGUGCAAGGGGCUUGGACAUGCAGCAGGCAUGUGUAAGCAUGUUAGAUAUGAGUGAAUGGAGAUGAAUGACGAGAUGUUAGAGUGUGAGCAGGGUAAUAUUUUUUGAAGGGAUUCAGGGAAACCGGUUAGCCAGACUUGAGUCCUGGAGGUGGGAAGUACAGUGCCUGCACUUUGAAGGAGGAGUUUGGGAUAUUGGCUGUUUGUAGUGACAUCUAAACUGUCAUAUCUGGGUACCUCUGCAAAGACAGUGAUUAUGUGUGAAUGAUGGUGAGAGUGUUGAAUGAUGGUGAAAGUGUUUCUUUUUUGGGGUCACCCUGCCUCGAUGGGAGAUGGCCAACAUGUUGAAAAAAUAAAAAAUAAAAAGUACUGCUGUACUUUUUAUCUCAUGUGCUCACUAGAGUGAUUGAUUUAUAUUUUUGUGGUUUAGGUUUAGCUUGAUGAGCCUUGAAUGAUCUAAUUGGUCAGAGUGUUCUGCAAAUAUUACAAUUUCCUUCUUUCAGGUAAUAAAUUGGAAAAAUCUUUUUGUCUUCCCCUCUUUAUCAUUGUGUUCAUACUGUUCUUCAUCUUUCUUCUUCCAGAUGGAAUUCAGUGUUUAGUCAGGCUUAAAUAUAUUGUUAUUAUUAUUAUUAAUACAGUAUUUUUUAUAUACUAACAUGCUAGGAUUAAAUUCUGUAUGGCUAGGAAAAGUCAUUAUGGGGUAUGAAUGAAGGAUUCUAGUUGCUAGAAGGUAAGUUUUGUUUCUUAAGUCAUGUUUGCACCAUCUUUGAGAAUUAUAGAUUUUAGUUGCCUGGAAGCUAUUGAAGAACAAUGGUUAUAGUGAUUAUUGAUAGGCUGAUGCAGCCAGUAAAUACUUUACCUGGCCUCUUGCUAAGGCAUUAAGUAUUCAUGAUAAUUGUUUAACAGCUGAUGGCCAAAGCCAAUAUCUUCAUACUUUGUUAAUGACUGUUAAUACAGUGGACCCCCGGUUUACAAUCAGCUCCCAAUGCGACCAAUUAUGUAAGUGCAUUUCUAUGUGUAUGUUUAGGGGUCUGAAAUGGACUAAUCUAAUUCACAAUAUUCCUUAUGGGAACAAAUUCGGUCAGUACUGGCACCUGAACAUACUUCUGGAGUGAAAUAAUAUUGUAAACCGGGGGUCCACUGUACGUAUAUGUAUAUUGUUUGCACUAUCUUUGUGAUUCAACUUUUUAUAACUUUCCAAAUUACAUCACUCCUAAUGACAUAUCCAGAUAACACAUUCUCAUUUCCUCUGCUUAUCUUCACAUGGUAUAAUAAGAUCUAGAUGUGAGGCAACCUACUAUACUAUAGCCCUGAUUAGAUCCUGAUAAGAAUCGAUGUUCAGUCUCUUAACAUUACAUUGUCUUCUUAGUCAGAUAUAUUUGUUAUGGUCUUAUUGGUAGAUUAUAUAAGGAAUUUAAUUUAAUUUUUAUUAUAAGGUUUAAAACUCUAUCCAUACUAGAUACAAUGUGUGCUGAAACCUUAAUUGUAAGCCAAACUUGGAGAAGCAUUUCCACACAUAACCUCUGUAUUAGGUGUGCAAAUAUUAAUGCAUUUAUCAGUGAAAGGAAUAAUACAAAUGGACCUAAGAACUUAUAAUUUGUAUUUGUUUUUUGUUGAUAGGUGUGUAGAAUCAUAGACUUGCUUCUCCAUAGUCCUCUGCCCUUAUUGUACAUCUCUUUUUUCUUUAAACUUGGGAUCACAGUGAGGCCUUUCUUUUAUCAACUUGAGAUGUACUAUAUGGGCAGUACAAAGAAGAAAGAUGAUGUUGUAGUCAGUAAGUGCCUUGAUGGAGUUAUUUUCUUUUGGGAAUAAAGUUUGUUUAUGUGCUUUCAAAUUUAAUUUAGGUUUUCUUCAAAACAGGCACAUAGAUAUCUUCUUUUAGGCACAGAAAAAGCUAUAGUAAAGGGAUUACAUAAGUAUUGUCAUGCCUCAGUUAAUGCUGUAUUUUUAAGUUUAAAUGCUGUUUUAUUUUUAUAGUAUAUAUUAUAAGAAGUGAAUGAUAGGGUGUUGGGGAGAGGUGUGGGAUUAAAAUAUGCAGAAUCUAAUAUAAAAUGGGAGUUGUUACAGUUGUUUUUUGCUGAUGACACUGUGCUUUAUGAAAGACUGGAUAUCAGAUUGGAAGGAGGGAGUAUGGAGGAAAUGAACGUGUUUAGAUAUUUGGGAGUGGACUUGUUGGCAGAUGGGUGUAUGAAAGAUGAGGUGAACCAUAGAAUUGAUGAAGGGAACAAGGUAGGUGGUGCAUUGAGGCAUCUGUGGAGACAAAGAACAUUGUCCAUGGAGGCAAAAAGGGGAAUGUAUUGAGAGUAUAGUGGCAUCAACACUCUUAUAUGGGUGUGAAGCUUGGGUUGUGAAUAUUGUAGUGAGGAGGAGGCUGAAGGCAGUGGAGAUGUCAUGUCUGAGCAUUAUGUGUGAUGUAAAUAUUAUGCAGAGAAUUGGUGGCUUGGAGAAUAAGAGUAGGUGUACAGUAACUAAAGGUAUUAUCCAGAGGGCUGAGGAGAGGUUGUUGAGGUGGUUUGGACAUUAAGAGAUAAUAGAGAAAAUAGGAUGACUUGGUGGGUGUAUAAAUCUGUUGUGGAAGGAAAGUAGGUAGUGGUCAUCCUAGGGAAGGUUGGAGGGAGGGGAUAAAGGAGGUUGUGUGUGUGAGGGGUUGAACGCAUUAAAUAGGAGUGGAGGUAAAUAGUUUUUGGGACUUGAUGAGCUGUUGGAGUGUGAGCAAGGUAACAUUUGUAAAGGAAUUUAGGGAAACCAGUUAGUCAGACUUCAGUACUGGAGGUUGAAAGUACAGUGCCUGCACUCAGAAGAAAGGGUGGGGAUAUUUACCAUUUGAGGGGCACCUGAAUAUAGUGUUGGCAUGACUGGCAAGAUAGCGAUAGAGUGAAUGAUGGUGUGUUAAAAAAUAAUAUACUUGCAUAAUUAAAUUUUUCAAAUUUGAAAACUAGUAACUUCACAUUCAAAUCUAGUCAACAGUUUAAUUUUUUUUUUUUUUUCAACAAGUCGGUCAUCUCCCACCGAGGCAGGGUGACCCAAAAAAGAAAGAAAAACAGUUUAAAUAUCCUAAUUAAAUGAAUAUUUAUGAUUUCCUCAGGAAAUGAAAAUAAGUUGCUUUUGGUAAUUAGAAAGUUAUAAAAAUUACAAUUUUAAUGAAUGGUACAUCAUAGCUGUAUGAAAUCUGUAAUAUAGCUGUGAAGGGCAGCUAGACAAUUGCUCAUUCGUCAAUAUUUGUGACCCCUGUGGUUGAUACUGAUGUGAAAUUUGGCAUGAACUGCCUUGUUGAAUAGGUUGCUCAACAUGAAUAGUGACCAAAUUAUUGCUAUAAAUAGUUACUGUAUGUAAUAAACAGCUUAUAUUAUGAUAACACUGAACCUUUUAGCAGGCCAGUGAUCACUGCCUCAUGAGAACACUGAUCUUUGUGGCACCCUACUGAUCACUCUGCUACUUGGUGACACUGAUCCUUGUGGCACCCUACUGAUCACUCUGCUACUUGGUGACACUGAUCCUUGUGGCACCCUACUGAUCACUGCAUCAUGAUAACACUGACCCUUGUGGUGCCCCACUGAUCACUCUGACCCACAAUGAUAUAUUUCCUCUUACCACUGUUCUUAUUUUGUAUAUAUGUAAAGUUGUACAGAUGUAAUGGUCACUAACUGUGGUUGCUUGAAAUUAAUAGAAGUGAUUCAUUUAUUCAAGAUGCUUUCUAUAUUUUGUACUUUAUAGUGAUGUUGUGCAAGUCCCUUAACUUUGGAAGUUUGUAUUUAAAUGUUUGGAAUGCAAAUUAUAGUACUGGGUUCUUAAUUGUACAGUAGUACUCUAAUAUUAUCAAUAAAAAAUAUUCUUUGUAUUAUAUAUAGAUACAAAAUUUAUUUUGUAUUCCACCUCAGUCAUUUUUGUUUGUUCUUCUGUUUUAUGUGUUGGCCCUUAACAGUUGCCUUAAUUCUCUUACUUAUAUUGUUUCAGGAUAUCUCUUAGAACUUUUAUCAGCAUUUUAACAUGGUCCAUAGUCAGUCUAUUUCUCCUAUUUAAGAUCAGUUCCUCCCAGCUUUGCAUUCUUAUAUUACAUUUUGCAGGACAGAUUGUAAUUUAUCAAGUUCUACAAGCCUGUCUUGCUUGCAAAACUGGACCUCUGUACUACAUUCACUAGCCAUUAAUUUAUUAACAUGGUAUCCGGUAAGGCCAUUGUUGUGUCAGUGAUGUAUCUUACUACUGUAUGAUAUGGAAUGUGCAGUUUUAUUGGGAUGCACAUGAUUGACACUAGCAAAGAAUGUUCAGCAUAAAAUUUCCAGGUCAAAACAACUAAAAAUCUGCUUCCUUUUAUAGUACAUAUUAGGCUGAAUCUUCUUCUCUUUUUUAGUAAUUGUAUACAGGAGAAGGGGUUACUAGCCCAUUGCUCCCGGCAUUUUAGUCGCCUCAUACGACACGCAUGGCUUACGGAGGAAAGAUUCUUUUCCACUUCCCCAUGGACAAUAGAAGAAAUAAAAAAGAACAAGAGCUAUUUAGAAAAAGGAGAAAAACCUAGAUGUAUGUAUAUAUAUAUAUGCAUGUGCGUGUCUGUGAAGUGUGACCAAAGUGUAAG
Molecule: messenger RNA, 9101 nt
Organism: Cherax quadricarinatus
Lineage: Eukaryota; Metazoa; Arthropoda; Malacostraca; Decapoda; Parastacidae
Source: RefSeq, a predicted model, not a curated record